AUGAACUUUACUAGACUAAUUUCUCAAAGAGUUCUUACUACUCUUGAAAAGGCUAAAAUUGUUUGUUGGUUUGAAGAAACUAAUUCUUUUGCUAUUGUCAAAAGACGUUAUGUUUCUGAAUUUGGAAUGGAACCACCUAGUGUUGAUCUUGUAAAAAAUUUACACAAAAGAUUUCUUGAAACUGGAAGUGUAACUGAUGUUGCAUCAAAAGAUACCAUACCAAUGGGAGUUCUUCAUAAACCUCAUAAUUUUGAUAGUUCUCCUACUCGUAUGUAA
Messenger RNA from Strongyloides ratti, 276 nucleotides. RefSeq lists its product as hypothetical. NCBI's taxonomy places the organism in Eukaryota, Metazoa, Nematoda, Chromadorea, Rhabditida, Strongyloididae. The transcript is spliced from 2 exons. The coding region runs from base 1 to 276 and encodes 91 amino acids. The record is from RefSeq and is a predicted model, not a curated record.